This is a messenger RNA of Elephantulus edwardii (Cape elephant shrew), 483 nucleotides long. It is a transcript of the gene NRN1L, whose product is annotated as neuritin 1-like. The transcript is spliced from 3 exons. Lineage: Eukaryota; Metazoa; Chordata; Mammalia; Macroscelidea; Macroscelididae. Gene Ontology annotation, biological process: neuron projection extension; nervous system development. Bases 1 to 483 code for a protein of 160 amino acids. The record is from RefSeq and is a predicted model, not a curated record. Gene Ontology annotation, cellular component: plasma membrane.
AUGCUCUGUUGCUGCAGCCGCUGCCGCCACCGCCACCACCGGCCGCUUUUCGUGCUGGGGCCGCUGCUGCUGCUGCCUCUUGCAGCAGCCACAGAGGGCCCAGGCCACUGUGACACCAUAUACCAGGGCUUUGCCGAGUGUCUUAUCCGCUUGGGGGACAGCAUGGGACGUGGAGGAGAGCUGGAGACCAUCUGCAGAUCCUGGAAUGACUUUCAUGCCUGCGCCUCAAGGGUCCUGUCGGGCUGCCCGGAGGAGGCUGCCGCCGUGUGGGAGUCGCUGCAGCAAGAGGCUCGUCGGGCCCCGCACCCGGAUAACUUGCACGCUCUGUGCGGCGCCUCGGUGCGCGUGUGGGAGCGCGGCGUGGGCCCGGAGACCAACCAGGAGACGCUGCGGGCCACUGCGCCAGCGGGCACCCCGGAGCCCGCGCCCUCGCUGCUGGCGGCUGCGCUGGCACUCGCCUGCCUCCUGGGGCCCCUGGCCUAG